CUUGCCUGGCACCGGAGCUGCAGCCGAACCCCGCUGCUAGUCCCAGCAAUUAAUCGGAGCGGUCGCGGCAGGUGAAGGGAGCCAUCCAGACCCUGGGUGCUUUACAGGCAGAAAGAAAAACCUGGUGUUCGUGUCAAAAGAUGGAAAAUAACGUAACAACAAUUUCUCGUGAGGAACUGGAAGAACUAAAAGAAGCAUUCAGUAAAAUAGAUGCUGACAACAGUGGAUAUGUCAGUGAUUAUGAACUUCAAGAUCUUUUUAAAGAAGCAAGCCUUCCCCUACCCGGUUAUAAAGUCAGAGAAAUUGUAGAAAAAAUUAUAGCAGUGACAGAUAACAAUAAGGAUGGCAGAAUCAACUUUGAAGAAUUUGUGUCAGUUAUUCAGGAACUGAAAAGUAAAGAUGUAAGCAAAUCAUUCCGAAAAUCCAUAAACAAAAAGAAAGGAAUUACUGCAAUUGGAGGAACAUCAUCAAUUUCCAGUGAGGGGACCCAGCACUCUUAUUCAGAGGAGGAAAAGGUUGCUUUUGUUAACUGGUUAAAUAAAUCUCUUCAAGAUGACCCUGACUGCAAACAUCUUCUUCCUAUGAAUCCAUCAGAUGACAGUCUUUUCAAGUCACUUGCUGAUGGUAUCCUGCUCUGCAAAAUGAUUAACUUAUCCCAACCAGAUACAAUUGAUGAAAGAGCUAUUAAUAAGAAGAAGCUUACCCCAUUCACUAUUUCUGAAAACCUUGAUCUUGCAUUGAAUUCUGCAUCAGCUAUUGGCUGCACAGUAGUCAAUAUUGGCUCACAAGAUCUAAAAGAUGGGAAACCACAUCUGGUGUUAGGACUGUUGUGGCAAAUAAUUAAAGUUGGGCUUUUUGCUGAUAUAGAAAUCUCUAGAAAUGAAGCUCUGAUUUGUUUGCUACGUGAUGGAGAAGAAUUAGAGCAAUUGAUGAAACUGUCUCCAGAAGAACUCCUGUUACGCUGGGUUAACUACCAUCUAGAUAAUGCUGGAUGGAAGAAAAUAAACAACUUUAGUCAAGACAUUAAGGAUUCAAAAGCCUACUUUCAUCUCCUAAAUCAAAUAGCACCCAGAGGAGGCAAUGGUGGAGAACCUGCUAUUAACAUUGAUCUUUCACGCCUUAAUGAACAAAAUGACCUGAAGAGGGCUGACUAUAUGCUUCGAGAAGCAGAAAAACUGGGCUGCAAACAGUUUGUGACUCCAGCGGAUGUGGUUGCGGGCAACCCUAAACUUAACAUGGCCUUUGUAGCAAACCUCUUCAACACAUACCCUGCCCUGCAAAAACCUGAAGGGUCUUCUUAUGACAUCAAUAUGCUAGAAGGAGAAAGUAAGGAAGAGAGAACAUUUAGAAACUGGAUGAAUUCUUUGGGUGUAAACCCUUAUAUUAACCAUUUGUACAGUGACCUUGCUGAUGCUUUAGUAAUCUUCCAGCUCUAUGAAAUGAUCCGUGUACCAGUACAAUGGAACCAUGUCAACAAACCACCUUAUCCUGUACUAGGGGGUAACAUGAAAAAGAUUGAAAAUUGUAACUAUGCAGUGGAACUGGGGAAGACAAAGGCAAGAUUCUCCUUGGUUGGUAUUGGUGGACAGGAUCUCAAUGAAGGCAAUCCAACAUUGACCUUGGCACUGGUGUGGCAGUUAAUGAGAAGGUACACUUUGAAUGUACUAUCAGACCUUGGAGAGGGUGAAAAAGUAAAUGAUGAAAUUAUUAUUAAAUGGGUGAAUCAAACUCUUGCAAAUGCUAAUAAAAAUACUUCCAUAACUAGCUUCAAGGACAAAUCUAUUAGCACCAGUUUACCUGUAUUAGAUUUAAUAGAUGCCAUUGCACCAAAUGCAAUCCGUGCAGAAAUGGUUAAGAGGGAAGAUCUUACAGAAGCAGACAAACUGAAUAAUGCUAAAUAUGCAAUUUCAGUAGCUCGGAAAAUUGGUGCUUGUAUAUAUGCCCUACCAGAUGACUUGGUAGAGGUGAAGCCAAGAAUGGUUAUGACAGUGUUCGCAUGCUUGAUGGCAAGAGGCCUGAACAAAAUAAAAUAAAGAAGACUUUUUCAUAUUUUUUGCCACGAUAAACACAAUGAAUGCCUCAUUGUUUACAGACUAAUGAAAUUUAGUAGCUGUAAAACAGAGAUAAUUUAUAUAUACAAAUAUGGAGAUGUAUAGAGAGAUUAUUUAAAAAUUAUUGUUUAUAUUUAAGGUUUCAUCAGAAGAUUUUUAUAUCAGUAAUUUAUGAGCUAACAUUACUACCAUAAUGCAAUCAUCAUGAUUAAAGUUACUACAAUUAUAUAGCCUUUUUAAGUAUUUAUAAUUUAUGCUGUUUUCUUAAUUCCUGGGUGGGAAACCUCCCAUGGGCUACAAAUUCCAUUGUCUUUUACCAAUGACUAUACUGGCUAGGACCCAUGGGAAUUGUAGGCCAAAGCAUCCAGAGGGCUACAAUUGCCUGACCCUUAGGACAAAGCUAUCAAGAUUAAAAUGCUAUUUUAGGAGCUGUUGUGAAGUUAAGAUUUUGUUCCUUUGUGAAUGUGGAUACAUGAAACACCUUGAAAAUCUGUUAGCAUUCCAGAUAGAUUAUGUUCACCAAAAGAUCAUUGUCUUUGUCUUUAUUUCAAGGAACUGUCUGAAUUUAUAUUGCAUUUUGGCUGCAAUCCCUAUAGCACUGAAUGGGAUUCAUUUUUGAGUUUUGAAAUUUUCACUAUAAAUUGCUGUAGCAGCUAAAGAUGUUUAAUUUUAAGGCUAAUUUCAUUUGCUGGAAUUGCAAGGUAAUGAAACUUGUUAAUGUUUUGAGGCUGUUUUGGUUCAACUGUAUUACUGUACUUGGAAAUUGCUGUAGUGCAACCUGUCCCCUGAUCAUAUUUAAAAUACUGAAGAUGAGAUGUGGGGUUGAAAGUUCCCUUGUUUAACAUUUCCUACCAUGCUUUUCCUGCUGGUUUAAAUCAUAGUUAACUAUUAUGGCAUAACCUGAGUUGCACAUGAUUAAUGCUAACCAAGAUAAUCAGGAUUUAUAAACCUGACUUUAAAGCUGGCUUCCCAAGGGGCUAUAGCUGAUUAUAAGCCUUAAUGGUGGAUAUACUGAGGAAAGGAUGAGGUAAAUUUACUCUAGAAAGGAGCAAGCAUAUGAUUGCUCCUUUUGACCCUUCUCUUUAAGCAUGGUCAAGGCAUGGGAUGCACUAUAUAUACUGGGCCCUGAAUAGUAGGUUUGUUUAUCCAAUGGUAACUUAUUUGACAUGUCCUUCAAUAACUCAAAAAGGGCAUUUGUACUGAUGCUAUGAUAUACAUAUACCAUACAUAUGGUAGUAUGUGAGUUCUGUUAAAUUUAUGGAGCAUGCUAUCCAAUUUAUGACAGUGCUUAGGAGAGGUGGGAUGGUGUAUCUACAUAGUUGUGCCAGUGUAACUGCAGUUUUGUUGGAAUAAUGGUGCUUUAUGCUUUUAUUCUAUAGCCUCUCAAUAUAUGUUGACUAUAGCAUUCUGCCCUUAGGGUACAAUCCUGUGCAUGUUUAGGCAGGCUGGGGAAUGCUAAGAGUUGUAGGACUUCUUGCUAUUUAAACAUGCGUAGGAUUGUUCCCU
Messenger RNA from Varanus komodoensis (Komodo dragon), 3557 nucleotides. RefSeq names its product plastin 1 (gene PLS1). The coding region runs from base 141 to 2033 and encodes 630 amino acids. Gene Ontology annotation, biological process: actin filament bundle assembly; actin filament network formation. The record is from RefSeq and is a predicted model, not a curated record. The transcript is spliced from 16 exons. Gene Ontology annotation, cellular component: actin filament bundle; actin filament; cytoplasm. Gene Ontology annotation, molecular function: calcium ion binding; actin filament binding. NCBI's taxonomy places the organism in Eukaryota, Metazoa, Chordata, Lepidosauria, Squamata, Varanidae.